CCAGCAGUGCACCCACCUGUGCCACUCUGCAGUGUCACACACCUGUGCCCAGAAGUGCCACCUACCUGUGCCCAGCAGUGCCACCCACCUGUGCCCACCAGUGCCACCCACCUGUGCCCACCCACCAGUGCUGCCCACCAGUGCCACCCACCAGUGCAGCCCAGCAGUGCUGCCAUCAGUGCCGCCAGUCAGUGCCCAGCAGUGAUGCCAGUCAGUGCCAUCUAUCAGUACCCAUCAUCAGUGUCACCUAUCAGUGCCGCCUAUCAGUGCUGCAUAUUAGUGCCGCCUAUCCGUGACACCUCAUUAGUGCUGCCUAUCAGUGCCGCCUAUCCGUGCCACCUCAUU
Molecule: messenger RNA, 345 nt
Organism: Staurois parvus
Lineage: Eukaryota; Metazoa; Chordata; Amphibia; Anura; Ranidae
Source: the annotation of a GenBank genome assembly